Molecule: messenger RNA, 2434 nt
Organism: Batrachochytrium dendrobatidis JAM81
Lineage: Eukaryota; Fungi; Chytridiomycota; Chytridiomycetes; Rhizophydiales
Exons: 18
Coding region: 7-2355 (782 amino acids)
Biological process (GO): regulation of actin filament polymerization
Molecular function (GO): protein binding
Source: RefSeq, a predicted model, not a curated record
UCCACAAUGGUGGCAACAUCAGAUUUCAAGACGGUUGUCAAGGGUAUCAAACUACAGCAACAAGGACAUAUAGCCAAACUACAACUCAAAUCUGAAGCGGAACAAGAGCUUCUUGAAUCUGUCAAAGAGUAUAUGCAGAAACGAGCUGAACUGGAGUUACAGUAUAGCAAGUCGUUGGAAAAGUUGGGAAAGACUCUGCAAGCCCGCAAAUUUCGAAAAUUUCUGGGUACAUCUACUUUUCCUUUGGGUUCAGCCAUAGCAUCAACAACGGGUACAACGCCAACAACUCAGUCUUUGCCUGGAACUCCUAGCCUUGCUAGCCCACCUGAAUUCAAUGACUCGGACUCUGUCGUACAUGAUCGAGUUUGCAGAGAUACAUACCAAGCACUGUCCUCAUUGCUCAUCGAGUCUGAACAUCAAGCAAAAUUUCGUUUGCAAACUAGCGAAAAACUAGUAGUAGAAAUUGCCGAUGUAAUCAAAGACUUUAACAAGGAGAAAUCUGCUACUACAAAAAGGAUCAAAUUCCAACAAGAAAUGUGGCUUUUAUACGAAGAAAUUGACAAGUUAAAGUUGCUGUAUGAAAAAGCAGCUAGAGAGGAAAAUCUUGCUCAGAAAAAGUAUGAUGAUGCUGCUAAGCGACCAAAAUCUGGUCUGCAGGCUCUGAAAAACUUGGUAACCGGAAAAGAUGCAGAAGAGCGAUUAUUAAAAUUGAAAUCCAAAUGGAAGACCAAGACGCGACAGCUCAAUAAUUCUCGCAACGACUACCUUCUUUCCCUAGAGGGAAUCAACGCAAUGCAGUCCCACUAUUAUAAAGAUGACAUGACUGCACUUAUGGAAAAGAUUGACGGUAACUUUUACACAACCUUUUCAAGCAUGCUGCAUCAGUUUACAAGCCUUGAAUCUAGUGUUGCAGCAUCUCUAAAAUCAGGAGCUGAUCUUGUUGAUACUGAAAUAAAGAAAGUGGAUCGAAAACGCGAUGUAGAGCUGUUUUUGAAGGACUAUCAGCAAAUAUUUCAUGAACAGGCUCCAUUUUUGUUUGAUAUGGCUACAACGGACGAGCAUUGCGAUAUCACGGUUGACGAGUCUAGCAAAACCCCACUUGGUCAGAGACUUGGAGAACUUUGUGUGCGCGAUGAAACACUAAGUACCAUGCUUAAUCAGCGAGAAAAGGAGCUUAUAGGUGUAGUUCAAAUGGCAGAAGCAUAUGCAGCCACACCCCAGUUUGGAAAUGCAGCCACACCUCUUGAUCAAAAAUUGGAAAUUAAAAAUGCAAUUGAUCUUUUGAAAGCUCAGCGCAUCCGGACUAGUGUUCAAAUUAAAACGCUCAAAAGUCUGGGAAUUGAGCCCAUUAUGCCUGUUAUACCAGAGGACAAUCCAGCACUACCCAACUUUGCCACAAAGAAAAACGAUGCAGUAGCAGCAUCUGACUAUACUCCUAUAAAUCCUGAAGAAGUAACUCUCACUAUUGGAAACUUAUUAGAGAUACUAACUGCUGAUCACGAAGGUCGCACCAAGGUCAAAGUUAUCCCCACAGGUGCAAUUGGAUUUGUUCCAACAGCAUGUAUUACCAUCAGUCAAGGCAGACGAUCAUCCUUGUUUUCAUCUGACCAGUCACAACAAAACAUGACUGUAUCUGCACUAGAAGAUUACGAAGCAAUGGAUGAUGGAGAAUUGUCGUUUAAAGUUGGUGAUGUGAUUGAAUGCACCGAUGGGAUUUUUGAAGAUGAAGAAUGGUGGGACGGUCAUGUUUUGCGCACUGGUCAAGUCGGAACAUUUCAAGUAAGACUCACAAAAGGCUGGGAAUCAGUUGCAGCAGCAACCGUCAAUAAAACAAAACUAAUGCGACGCGCAAGCUCUCGACGCAUAACAAUGACGUCGGGAAAGACUCGUAAUGGAGACUGUACAGGUGCUUCAAGUCAAAAAAUUCCUACUGCACGGGCGUUGUACUCAUACGAAGCAACAUGUGACGGGGAGUUGACUAUUGAGGCUGGAGAAAUUCUGGUGAUCAAAAGUAAAGAAACUGGAAGCGAUGAUUGGUGGGAGGGUGAAGGAAAGAACGGAUGUGGGCAAUUCCCUGUAAACUACGUUCAAAUGAUUGAAAGUGAUCAACGUGGAAAAGAGGGGAUAAGUCAAUCUAAAUUGGGUCUAGUAUCUGAGAUUGAACAAGUACGUGCGCUUUACGACUUUACGCCCAGCAGUCCUGGAGAGCUUACAUUCAAAUCUGGGGAUAUAAUCAAAGUGACGCAGUCAUCUGAUCCAGAUUGGUGGGAUGGCGAGUUGGACGGAGUUGUUGGCGCAUUUCCAGCAAGAUAUGUUACGUCCAUUCUAACCGACCUAUCAGAAACAAUUGACUGAAUAACACCCAGAGCUGUCUUAAUAUGAUUUUGUUUGAGCCUUGCCAAAAAUAAAGCUUUUGAGCAACAGUCAAUUAAUA